Messenger RNA from Ectocarpus siliculosus, 1243 nucleotides. Lineage: Eukaryota; Phaeophyceae; Ectocarpales; Ectocarpaceae. The record is from the annotation of a GenBank genome assembly.
AUGAUCCUGGCACCAGCACACGCUAUGGCUUGCCUGGUGGCUAUUGCCCCUUUGUCCUCUGGCUUCCACGUCCCUGGCCCAGCGUUGCGACAACAAACCGGCGGUAGCAGGAGCAUCGGCAGGGCGGCGGGAUCGAGCCCGGUGAUGAUGACCGCCGGCAACAACGACGGGACGGACCCCAGCGGACCGGUGACCCGCGCGGGGGCCCUUCAGAGGGCAGCGGCCGGUCUGAUUGGCGCCGGGGUGGCUCUGCCGGCGCUGGUAGCGGUCGCCCCGCUCGAGGCGCAGGCGCGUAAGGCUGGCGUCAACAGACCGGACCUUUUGCCCAAGGAGCAGACGAACGUGAUCGACCUGGUGUCCAUGCUCACCAAGGGGCAAGUGAAGCGCAUCAACAAGCAACUGGAGGACCUCGAGAAGGCCACGGGAUACCGGCUGAGGCUGCUCUGCCAGAAGUACCCGGAGACCCCUGGUCUCGCCGUCAAGGACUACUGGAAGGUGGAUGACAAGACGAUCGUUAUGGUCGUCGACAGCGGCGAUGACGACAGGAAAUCGGGGGCAGUGAACAUCCUCAACUUCAACGUGGGAGACGGCUUGCGCCUGGGCCUGCCUCCCCAGUUUUGGCAGAGGUUGCAGAACAAGUACGGCAACAGGUUCUUCGUGAGGGACAACGGAGUCGACGGGGCCAUCAUCAGCGCGGUGGAUAGCAUCACCCUGUGCCUCAGGUCUGAAACCGGAUUCUGCGUGGACCCUCCGGACCUGAAGAAGGUGGCGAACGACCAGGCUGUCUUGGAGAGCAUCGGGAGGAGAUGAUGGGCCGUCAAUCGAGCAAAUGAUUAUGGUGUGCUUGUUUCUACCAGCAGCGGCAGCAGCAGCGUGCACCAAUAGAAAAGCGGACGCGUUGCCUUACUUGGCAGCGACGACGUCGUCAGGAAUAGCUAGAUCUAGACGGGGUGGCUACGAUUUUCGAUGUAUGAAAGCACAUGGUUUGUUUGCCAAACCCGACGCUUCAAUAGUACAGAGACGUACAUGACUGAUUCUACCAAGUCCAUGUACCAAAACUGGGUGUUCUCUUGCCACCACUACACUUCUUUUGGUGUAGCCUUAGAACUUUGAAACUGUCGGUAGAGCCGCCAUGCAUUUUUUUCUCUCACUAUUGUUUGUUAAAUGGACGGUGCGUGCGCUUGUUCGUGACCUUUGCAAGUAACUGGUACCACCGCUCUUUUUUAACAAGAUGGGCGAAUUU